Molecule: messenger RNA, 7033 nt
Organism: Sinocyclocheilus grahami
Lineage: Eukaryota; Metazoa; Chordata; Actinopteri; Cypriniformes; Cyprinidae
Gene: scn12aa
Product: sodium channel, voltage gated, type XII, alpha a
Exons: 26
Coding region: 436-5796 (1786 amino acids)
Biological process (GO): sodium ion transmembrane transport; membrane depolarization during action potential; neuronal action potential
Cellular component (GO): plasma membrane; voltage-gated sodium channel complex
Molecular function (GO): voltage-gated sodium channel activity
Source: RefSeq, a predicted model, not a curated record
GACGCGCAAACUGCUGCUGUGCGCCAAAUAAACUGGAGACAUUUGCAAAUGGGCUAAAAACGCACUCUGGUGUCCUUCAAUCACGGACGACGUUGGGAUACAGAGUUCUUUUUAUAUGGAUGCUGGGAGAAUAUAGUUAAACUUUAAAUUCGGAGCGCGUAAAAUGAGCGUUGCGUGGGAUUUGAGAGUGAUGCAUCUGUGCGGAAUCCAGAUUUCAGUGAAAAUCUAUGUACCUACAGCAGCAGAGACGGUCUGAAAAAUCUUCCAGAGUCCUAUGCGGAAUAUAUAUUACGUUAUACCUACCCAUCAUGGAUCAGAUUGGGAUUUUGGAUUUACAUCAGCGCAAUACAUGGAAAAUGCGUGGACGCAGUGCUGCGAUUAACGGAGUUUACAUCUUUUGAGUAACUUCUAGUACAGGACGAUCAGGAUGAAAAGAUGGCGACCAUGCUCUUGCCAGCGGGUCCUGAUGGCUUGCGACCGUACACUCGAGAGUCUCUGGCGGCCAUCGAGCAGAGGAUCAGCGAAGAGCGGACCAAGAACACUAAGGAUAACAAGGCAGACCCGGGGAACACGGAGGAGCCCAAACCCCGCGCCGACCUGGAGGCCGGGAAGGUGCUGCCUCGUAUCUUUAGUGACAUCCCCGCAGGACUGGUCGGAGUCCCGCUGGAGGACAUCGACCCUUUCUACUUCAAAAAUCAGAGGACCUUUAUAGUACUAAACAAGGGAAAAGCCAUCUUCCGCUUCAGUGCCACAUCUGCGCUCUACAUAUUCACUCCGUUUCACUGCAUCAGAAGAAUCGCCAUAAGAAUCCUAGUCCAUUCGUUCAUCAUGUGCACAAUUUUGACAAACUGCAGCUUCAUGGCCAUGUCGGAUCCUCCGCUGUGGACCAAAUACCUUGAGUAUACAUUCACUGGCAUUUACACGUUUGAGUCUCUAAUAAAGAUCUUGGCCAGAGGGUUUUGCAUAGAGCCCUUCACCUUCCUCCGAGACCCAUGGAACUGGCUGGAUUUCAGCGUCAUCGUCAUGGCGUAUGUGACAGAGUUUGUGGACCUCGGCAACGUAUCAGCAUUACGGACGUUCAGAGUUCUGCGUGCUCUAAAAACUAUAUCAGUGAUCCCAGGUUUAAAGACCAUUGUCAGUGCUCUCAUCCAGUCGGUUAAAAAGCUAGCGGACGUGAUGAUCCUCACUGUUUUCUGUCUCAGUGUCUUCGCUCUGAUUGGUCUACAGCUCUUUAUGGGAAUCCUACGACAGAAGUGUGUCCGUAGCCCCGCCCACUGCAUUAACUCCACCUACCCUGGCAACGGGAGCUUCGUUUGUAACAACAAGACCUGGCUCUCCAUCAAGGACUUCUUAACUAAUGAAGACAAUUUCUACAAAAUUGAAGGAUCCAAGGAUGCCUUAAUAUGCGGAUACAGCAGCGAUGCUGGGAAGUGCCCUGAUGGGUUUGACUGUUUAAAAACAGGUCGGAACCCAAACUACGGCUACACAAGCUUUGACACCUUCGGCUGGGCUUUCCUGGCUCUCUUCAGACUAAUGACACAAGACUACUGGGAAAACCUCUACCAUCAGACUUUACGGUCAGCAGGGAAGACCUACAUGAUUUUCUUUGUGCUGGUGAUAUUUCUGGGUUCGUUCUACCUGGUGAACUUGAUCCUGGCUGUCGUGGCCAUGGCAUAUGAGGAGCAAAACCAAGCGACCAUCGCAGAGGCCUGGGCAAAAGAAAGAGAGUUUCAGCUGGCAAUGGAACAGCUGCGCAAGGAACAAAGUGCAUUAGCAAAACAGCGCAGAAAUGAGGCUGAGAUGGCCCUGGCUGCAGAUUUAUCUCCGUCACCUUUCUCACGGAAAGACUCGGUGAAAUGCCAAAGAUCCCACCAAAUGCUUUCAGAGGAGCUGGAGGACAACUUUUUGCCAAAAUUGGACCCAUUUGAUGAAAAACCAGCUCACCCUCUCCUAGCCACUCUCUCCUCCCAUCCUCUGAGCACCCGUCGAGGAAGCCAGCUCAGUAUCUUUGCCUUCCGGCCACGCAACAGUUCAGACGCUGACUUUGCAGAUGACGAACACAGCAUCCACGGUGAUGGGCGGAGCCGAGCGGGUUCCAUGGCGAUGCCGUGGAACAAGCGUCGUACGAGCAGCAUCAGGAGUCACUCGUCGCAGGUGUUCCCGCCCACCCUCACCCUUAACGGCAGACUUAACAUUUCCCUGGACCAGAACGGCAUCACCAGCAUUGGCCCGCACACCCCGACCUCUGUUCCAGUAUUCAGCAUGGAGAAGGUCAGGGAGGACACGGAGCCAGUGUGUCAGAAUGAGCAGACCACUCCAGCUGCCAUGCUGACUGUCGACGUGCAGGAGGAAGUCCCGCCCCCGCGCAGGAAGAGAGGACUGAGCUCUGUCAGCUUCUUCAGUGACGUCAUAGACGAACUUGAAGAGGCCCAUCAGAAAUGUCCUCCAUGCUGGUAUGAAUUUGCAAAGAAGUACCUGAUUUGGACAUGCUCUCCAGCCUGGCUGAGAGUGAAGGAAGGGCUUAAAGUCAUGGUGAUGGACCCUUUCCUGGACCUUGCAAUCACCAUUUGCAUUGUUCUCAACACAUUGUUCAUGGCGCUAGAGCACUAUCCCAUGACUGAUGAAUUCAACAGCAUGCUGAGUGUUGGAAACCUGGUGUUCACUGGAAUCUUCACGGCAGAGAUGGUGCUGAAGAUCUUUGCUCUGGAUCCAUACUAUUACUUUCAGCAAGGCUGGAGCAUCUUUGAUGGAAUUAUUGUUUGUUUGAGUCUGAUGGAGUUGGGCCUUUCCAACGUGGAGGGUCUAUCUGUCCUCCGCUCGUUCAGACUGCUGAGAGUUUUUAAACUAGCAAAGUCAUGGCCCACCCUCAACACAUUGAUAAAGAUCAUCGGUAACUCUGUGGGUGCCUUGGGAAACCUGACACUGGUCUUAGCCAUCAUCGUCUUCAUCUUCGCUGUGGUGGGCAUGCAGCUGUUUGGAAAGAACUAUCAGGACUGUGUGUGUAAGAUCAGCUAUGACUGCACCCUUCCUCGCUGGCACAUGAAGGACUUCUUCCACUCGUUCCUCAUCGUGUUCAGGGUCUUGUGCGGAGAGUGGAUCGAGACCAUGUGGGACUGUAUGGAGGUGGCCGGACAGCCGCUUUGCAUUCUGGUCUUCAUGCUGGUCAUGGUCAUAGGAAACCUAGUGGAAGUCGCCAGCCUCUCUGAAGGAAGUACGGUGGACUUGAGGAAGCCUGGGGAAGAUGAGGAGGAAUAUUCUGAGAUGGCAGAUGAUGGCAUGGAUCCAGAAGAGUGUUUCCCUGAGUUCUGUAUGCAUCGCUGUAAGUGUUGCAAUAUCAACACGACGAGAGGUCUGGGUCAAGCGUGGUGGAGGUUGAGGAAGACGUGCUAUCAGAUAGUGGAGCACAGCUGGUUUGAGACCUUCAUCAUCUUCAUGAUCCUCCUCAGCAGUGGAGCUCUGGCAUUUGAAGACAUUUACAUUGAACAGAGGAAGGUGGUGAAGGUGGUGUUGGAAUAUGCUGACAAGGUGUUCAGCUACAUCUUUGUGCUGGAGAUGUUUCUGAAGUGGAUUGCGUAUGGCUUUAAGAAAUACUUCACUAACUACUGGUGCUGGCUGGACUUCCUGAUUGUGGAUGUGUCUUUGAUUAGCUUGGUCGCUAACUCUCUGGGCUACUCAGACUUUGGGGCCAUUAAAUCUUUGAGGACUCUCAGAGCUCUGAGGCCCCUGAGGGCCCUGUCUAGAUUCGAAGGAAUGCGGGUGGUGGUGAAUGCUCUGAUCGGGGCCAUCCCAUCCAUCAUGAACGUACUGCUGGUGUGCCUGAUCUUCUGGCUCAUAUUUAGCAUCAUGGGUGUAAAUCUAUUCGCUGGGAAAUUCGGGAAAUGUGUCAACAGGACAGGAUACAUUCUCAGUGUAACCCUGGUCAACAACAAGAGUGACUGCCAGUCCAUGAAUGACACCCAGUUCUACUGGACCAAAGUGAAAGUCAACUUCGACAAUGUGGGCCUUGGAUACCUCUCACUUCUGCAGGUGGCAACAUUCAAAGGCUGGAUGGAAAUCAUGUACGCUGCCGUCGAUUCCCGUGGAGUUGAGGAGCAGCCCGUCAAAGAGAUAAACCUCUACAUGUACAUCUACUUCGUAAUUUUCAUCAUCUUUGGAUCCUUUUUUACCUUAAAUCUGUUCAUCGGUGUCAUCAUCGAUAACUUCAAUCAACAGAAAAGAAUGAUAGGUGGCCAGGAUAUAUUCAUGACUGAAGAGCAGAAAAAGUACUACAAUGCAAUGAAGAAACUUGGAUCGAAAAAGCCACAGAAGCCAAUUCCAAGACCAGUGAACAUUUUACAAGGAUUCUUCUUCGACUUGGUGUCCAAGCAAGCCUUUGACAUUACCAUCAUGAUGCUCAUUAUUCUCAACAUGAUAACCAUGAUGGUCGAGACUGAUGAACAAUCUGCUCGCAUGGAGACCAUCCUCAAUAACAUCAACCUGGCCUUCAUUGUCAUCUUUACCACUGAAUGCCUCAUCAAGAUGUUUGCCCUCCGCUGUUAUUUCUUCACCAUUAGUUGGAACAUAUUUGACUUUGUAGUCGUUAUUCUGUCCAUCGUUGGAAUUGUCCUUGCUGACAUAAUAGAAAAAUACUUUGUAUCCCCAACUCUGUUUCGUGUGAUCCGGUUGGCAAGAAUAGGACGAGUUCUCAGACUAAUACGAGCAGCUAAAGGAAUAAGGACGUUACUUUUUGCCUUAAUGAUGUCGCUGCCGGCGUUGUUCAACAUCGGCCUCCUGCUCUUCUUGGUCAUGUUCAUCUAUGCCAUUUUUGGCAUGGCAAACUUCGCCUACGUAAAGAAGCAGGGCGGGAUUGACGACAUGUUCAACUUCGAAACCUUCGGGAACAGCAUGAUCUGCCUUUUCCAGAUCACCACAUCGGCCGGUUGGGAUAACCUACUGGAUCCCAUUCUCAACAACUCUCCGGAAGAAUGCAGCUCGAGUUACAUCAACACCGGAACCAAUACCAAGGGCAACUGCGGCAACCCCUCGGUAGGGAUCACUUUCUUCGUCAGCUACAUCAUCAUUUCCUUCUUGAUCGUGGUCAACAUGUACAUCGCCAUCAUUCUGGAGAACUUCAGCGUGGCCACCGAGGAGAGCGCUGAACCUCUGAGCGAGGAUGACUUUGAGAUGUUCUACGAGGUUUGGGAAAAGUUUGACGUAGAGGCCACGCACUUCAUCGAGUACUCCAAACUCUCGAGUUUCGCCGACAGCCUUUCCGAACCUCUGAGGAUCACCAAACCCAACAGAAUCAAACUCAUCAACAUGGAUCUACCUAUGGUGAGCGGUGACAGGAUCCACUGCCUGGACAUCCUGUUCGCCUUCACCAAGCGGGUCCUCGGGGAGACGGGAGAAAUGGACGCUUUGAAGCAGCAAAUGGAGGAGAAGUUCAUGAUGGCGAACCCUUCCAAGAUAUCCCACGAGCCCAUCACCACCACGCUGCGGCGCAAGCAGGAGGAGAUUUCGGCAUUUCUGAUCCAGCGUGCCUACCGGCGGCACCUGGUUAGACGGCAAAUGAAGCAGGCGUCUUACCUGUACAAGCACAUAAACCAAGACGCACACUGGUUGGAAGAGGACGGCGCUCCGGAGCGGGAAGGACUCAUAGUGUCAAUGAUUAAAGAGCACUACGGUCCCGAGAAGGGGCCGCCGUACUUAGCUUGCUCUCCGCUGUCCUAUGAUGCUGUAACAAAUUAUCCUAGUGACCACUCUCAAUCCAGUGAGCCUCAUAAAUCAGAAGAGACGUAUGACGAGACCUUUCUUUAGGAACUCUUUUCUAAGUAACCCAUCUUUGCUUGCUUUUUUUUUUUUUUACCAUGUUUGGAUGUGUGUAAAUGUGUGUGUAAGUGUCUAAUCAGGAGGAAUCCAAAUGCAAACAAGAUUUCACUUUUUUAAUCUGUAAGAAAAUGUUUGGACAACCUGUUGUUUUUGUCACAAAAUAUGGCAUGGAAUCAUGGGAAACGGACAAAAAUGCAUGGAUGUAACUUUUCAGGUAGAGAAUGUAUUUUAGCUCAGAUGUGUUGCACAUAUCGCAACUGUAAUAUUGUACAGAUGUUAUUUUGGUGGUUUGCUAUAAAGCUUUACGCCAACAUGUAGUUUUUCAUUUCUCAGGAUUAAGUGAGGAAUGUUAUCACUUUUUUUCACUUGAUGAGAGUACUGGUGUAAGGAAAAGGCCCCUAAAUGCAGUUGGAAUGACUACAGUGGAAAUUUCCUCUUACAAAGUUAAUAAUUUAGCAUUUUUAUCAGCGCUUGAGGAAUUUUUGUUUUCUUGUUGAACACAAGUAGGAAACUGUGUUUUAAAAUGGUUUAAUGGACUACUUAAGUCAGUACAUGUACAUGUUCCUGAUUUUAUUAUGCACAAGUGGUGCAUGCUAUUCCAAAGAAAGAAUCGAUGUAAUCUUUCAUCAAAAUGAAACAACUUUCCUGGCUGAUGUUAUGUAUUUCUCAACCCAUUCUCUCCAACAGCUUCGCUCCAUUUUGACAUGCAACGCCUACUUUUAAUGAUUCAAUCAAUUCCCAGUGGAUAAAAAUCCAGAAUCGCCUAAAUUGUUCUGGGUUAAAUAUCCUGUUUCACUAAACUUACAGCAGUAAAAUGUUGAAUUAACUGAAAUAAAAUGGAUAUACAGCUAUGUUUAAUACAAAAUUUGGAUCAGCUGAAAUUACCUUCAGCUCUUAUGUUUUAUUUAAGGGCUUUUUCUCAAUAUGUUGCCCAUUGAAAUGCUUUAGUCUGGAUCAUAGAAGAUUGUCAGAGUGUCCUAAUUACUCAUAACCUCAUCACUGUUUUUUUCCAUGUCAGGAAUAUGAAUUUACAUGCAUCAAAUGCAUUUCUGUGACUAAACUAUAUAUUAACUAAUAUAAUGUACAUAAGCAAAUGGGAAGAAAAGUACAGUUGUAUCAUCAACAUCCAUGUACAGGUAUAUCAAUUUCUGUGUUCAACUCCUUUUUUUUAUGAAACAAUGCUGUCCUUUCCACAAAUUGUUCUCUCUAUUGUAUUUUAUUUCAA